Molecule: messenger RNA, 3280 nt
Organism: Oldenlandia corymbosa var. corymbosa
Lineage: Eukaryota; Viridiplantae; Streptophyta; Magnoliopsida; Gentianales; Rubiaceae
Source: the annotation of a GenBank genome assembly
CACAUACAUAUAUAUAUUUGAUGAGCAUGAUUUCUUACACUUGGAACCUCAAGCAGUUUCUUUCAACUGCUGAGUUGUGAAUGCUCUCAUUCCAAUUUAAGCUCUGUCAAAAUCAAUCCGUUACCCAAUUCUCUUCUACACACCGGCAAUCCCUAGGUCCUUCCCUUGGACCCAAAUUUUUCCCUUGCAAAAAAUUAACAGGAGAAGAAGAAAAAAGAACUCUGUUGAUUUUUUCCCCUGUUGCCGAGCCGAGGAACUAGGAAGCCAUGGAGGGCCAUCGAGUGUCAACAUCAGCGGCCCACAAGGCCGCGCUUUGUGAUAUCUGUGGUGAUGUAGGUGUCAUUGAGGCGAUUGUCACUUGCGCAAGAUGCAAGGUUAAUUGUGAACACCUUUACUGCAUGCGCAUCGUCGCUUAUGAAUACCCAGAAAUUUGGUAUUGUGAUGAUUGCAAGUCCAUAAAUCAAGAAGUGGUCCAGAAUUCUGUUACAAAGGAAGAAGUUGCCAAGGAGUCAGCUUCAAAUACAAGUAAAAUGCUGGACCAAGAUUCUACUGAUAAGCUCCCAAACGAUUCAGUGCAGAUCUGCAUGGACGGGAAAAAGCAGACUAUUUCUGGUAAAAGUGAAACCUCUUUCUCUAGAACUUGCAGGCAAAUGCCCAUAUCUUCAAGUACUGCUAUUUUCUCUAUUUGAGCCCUUCAAUUUUAUGGUGGUAACUAGUAAAUUUAUUCCCUAAUCUUUUAGGUUCUUUUCUUUACUCUUUAACUCUAGUCAUUAAUCCAAGUUCUCAGAUUGCAUGCAUCUGUAUCCUGUAUUCUUCGUAUUGUUGUUUGGUUUGCUAUCAAUCUCUUUCCAUGUUCUGAGAUUUGAGCUACAUCUACUAUAUGGAUGCAUAAUAUGGAUUCAAUAAAGAAUCCUUUGAUCUCCUGCAGAUCAAGAUUAUACUGUCAUUUCCUAUAAUACUCUCUAGUUUUCUAUGUACAUACACAUAUUGGUACAGUAAAUAACAUUUGUUUGCUUCCUGUUUUUAAGUGAACAUUAGCCAAAAAUGAUUUCCUGUUUUUGAAGAUGAUUCAUUUUCAAAAAAAAAAAUAAAAAUGAUUCGAGUCCUGAGAUUUGGAAACCUUUCAUAUUUCCGUUUUCAACUAUUCUUCCCUGCAAUCUACAGAGGUAAAUAUGAUUGAGGAUGUUUCAGUCACAGGAGGAGAUGCUAGUAAAAAGAUAUGUGUGCAUUCUUCUGAUGCAGUACCUUGGAGUGCAGACACUUUUAAGAGUUGCGAAACUAUUCCUUCAAAGCUUCAGUCCCCAGUUUCAGUACAUUCGACCAAAGAUGCUGACAAUUUCCAUGACACUGCCGGUUCCAUGAAGACGAAAGAAAGAGGAAAUAUGCAUGAGGAUCAUAUGGAUAUGGCUAUUGAAGAGUUAGAAUGUCGACGUUCUUGUUUAAACAAGUUCAUGCGUGAAACAGGUGAAGCUAAGAGAAAAUGCUGCGAGCUCCUGGAUGAGAAUCAUAAGCUUAAAGCGAAGGUAAAGCAUAUGGAUCAACGAAUGGCUGAACUAGAAGCAGAAAUUGUUCGUCUGAAGAGUGAGCUCUAUGGCCAUGAAAUUGAUUGGUUGGGAGUACUCCAAACUGAUCCCGAAGCUGAUGAGGCUGCAAUCAAGAAGCAAAGAUUUGAGCUUGUUCGCUCACUUGUUCCUGACGAGACCAAGUUGGCAGAUGUUGCUGAUGCUUGUAAAAUGAUUAGUGAAGGUCAGAAGGAUGGAGGUAGUGAAACUGAGGAAACAUCUAAGGAUAUGGUUGUGCUCGAGUAUGAGGUUAGUUCCGAGGAAAUUGAAAGACUUGGCCCUGAUUUUAGUGACUUUGACAAAGAUAGAAAGAAGGAAUGUUUUGCAGCUGGACAGUUGUGGGCUGUUUAUGAUUUUAGUGGCAUGCCUAGGCUCCAUGCAAUAAUAACCAGAGUCAUCUCCGGUUCAUAUACACUGCUACUCACCUGGUUGGAACCAGACCCUUCUGAUGAGGAACAAGAAAAGUGGGUUUCAGAAGGCUUGCCGGCAUCCUGUGGCAAGUUUAAAGAAGGUCCACCCGAUACCAUCAACGAGCAUGGGAUUUUCUCCCAUCUGGUCCUGGAUAAGAUCAGCAGGGGAGGAAGUUUUGAGAUUUAUCCAAAAAAAGGGGACACUUGGGCUCUUUUUAAGGGAUGGGAAAAUUGGCAUUCUGAUCCACAGGAGGACGAGGAUUUUGAGUAUGAGUUUGUUGAAGUUCUUUCAGACUAUGAAGACGAAUGUGGUGUAGAUGUUGCAUACAUGGCUAAGUUGAAAGGUUUUGCAUGUCUUUUUUGUAGGAUGAUGAACGAUGGUAAAGGGUCCUUCCGAAUUCCUGCAAAGCAUAUUUAUAGGUUCUCUCACAGGGUUCCUUCUUUUAAGAUGAGUGGGAAAGAGCGUAUAGGUGUUCCUUGUGGUUCUUUUGAGCUUGACCCUGCUUCCUUGCCUUCUGAAAUCGAUGAAAUUGAUCCUCUCACUGCUUUAUCAAUGUUCUGAACCUAGCAAAGGUAGUCUUAAAUCACCAGAUAACUUCGGUGACAACUCAUCUUCGCCAAAAAAAUUCUGAAACUCCCAAUCCAAUAUUUCUGAGUUUGAUGCUGUGAAGUCGAUGGAAAAGUUCCAUGUUGACCGGGUAUGCCCAUUCUACUGUGAUGAAGAUACGUUGAACUGUUUUCUCAUCAGCUGCGAGUUACCAGAAACAAGUUUAUGGCAUUUACUCAGAGAAAGGUGAGGCCUUGGGAUUAUACAAGAAUAGAACAUUCACAUGACUUGUUCAGACUUUGACAACUGUGACUAUGAAAUCGUCGAAAUCCUGUUCAAGAAGGACUUAGGUUAUGUAUAAUCGUUCCGUUUCUAGAUCAGGUGAAUCGUUUCAGGACUGUUUUCAGGUGGAAACCCGAUAAACUGUUCAUUUCUUAGGAAGAAGAUACCAUUGGCUGAGCUGCCUAACUAGAUUCAGCCACCAGAUACCCGUAUUUUACCUCAUGAAAGUUUUGGCAGGACCAAGUUUUUUUUUUUUUUUUUUUUUCUGCAUUUCCAAAGUUCCUUCUAGUAUUUUGGUUUAUGUAGUGCUGCCCCUGCACUUUUGCUUGUAGUUAAUGCCAGUUGCCAAACAUAGCAACAUGUUUUGCCAAACCUGAUUGAAAAUACCUGAAACCGACAGGACUCUUGCCACCACUAGUUGAAAAUUAAGAAGUUGUAACAGUGGGAAAAGUAAGAGCCAAAAAUUGCUAAAAUUUAGU